Panthera uncia (snow leopard) is the source of this 2116-nucleotide messenger RNA. It is a transcript of the gene DENND6B, whose product is annotated as DENN domain containing 6B. The transcript is spliced from 20 exons. Gene Ontology annotation, molecular function: guanyl-nucleotide exchange factor activity. NCBI's taxonomy places the organism in Eukaryota, Metazoa, Chordata, Mammalia, Carnivora, Felidae. The record is from RefSeq and is a predicted model, not a curated record. Bases 204 to 1949 code for a protein of 581 amino acids. Gene Ontology annotation, cellular component: recycling endosome.
CGGCGUCGCUCCGCCACACGACGCUCCUCCGGCCGCCGGGGGUGCGGAGGCCGCGGCAGGGCCCCUCUAGCCCGCGGCGGCCGCUCGACUGCUCUGCGGCGCUGUCCCUUCCUGCGCCCAGGCCGCCGCCUUCGAGCAGUUCCCCCGGCAACGUCUCCGAGCCGUUCCCCCGGCAACGCUCGGCUGGCGCAGUCCCGGCCGCCAUGGACUCGCUGUCGGGCGCUGGGCCUCGCCGGGGUCGCGGCCGCUUGGGCGAGGCGUCCCCUGGAGCGCGGGCUGCGGCGGCGCCCUGGGCGCGCUUCUCGGCCUGGCUGGAGUGCGUGUGCGUGGUCACCUUCGACCUGGAGCUAGGCCAGGCGCUGGAGCUGGUGUACCCCAGUGACUUCCGGCUCACGGACAAGGAGAAAAGCAGCAUCUGCUACCUGUCUUUUCCCGACUCCCACUCAGGCUGCCUCGGAGACACUCAGUUCAGCUUCCGCAUCCGGCAGUGUGGUGGGCAGAGGAGCCCCUGGCAUGCGGAAGACAGACACUACAACAGUGGGGCUCCCGUGUCCUUGCAAAGGGAGCCGGCACACUACUUUGGUUACGUGUACUUCAGGCAGGUGAAGGACAGCUCCGUGAAGAGGGGCUACUUCCAGAAGUCUCUGGUGCUGGUAUCCCGCCUGCCCUUCGUCCGGCUGUUCCAGGCGCUGCUGGGCCUCAUUGCCCCUGAGUACUUCGACAGGCUGGCACCGUGCCUGGAAGCGGUGUGCAGUGAGAUUGACCAGUGGCCCGCCCCCACGCCUGGGCAGACCCUGAAGCUGCCUGUCAUGGGAGUAGUCCUCCAGGUUCGCAUCCCGUCCAGGGUGGACAAGCCAGAAUACAGUCCUCCGAAGCAGUGCAGCCAUGAGAGUCUGCUGCCCACCCCAGUGGUCCUUGCCAGUGUCCACGAACUGGACCUGUUCAGGUGUUUCCAGCCAGUGCUGACCCACGUGCAGACUCUGUGGGAGCUCAUGCUCCUGGGGGAGCCCCUGCUGGUCCUGGCGCCCUCACCCGCCAUGGCCUCCGACCUGGUGCUGGCUCUGAUCAGCUGCCUGCAGCCCCUCAAGUUCUGCUGUGACUACCGCCCCUAUUUCACCAUCCAUGACAGCGAGUUCAAGGAGUUCACCACACGCACGCAGGCCCCACCAAACGUGGUCCUGGGAGUCACAAACCCUUUCUUUAUCAAAACACUCCAGCACUGGCCCCACAUCCUCCGUGUUGGGGAGCCCAAGAUGUCAGGGGAUCUUCCUAAGCAGGUCAAGCUGAAAAAGCCCUCUAGGCUGAAGACCCUGGACACCAAGCCAGGCCUCUACACGGCUUACUCCGCCCACCUCCACCGAGACAAGGCGCUGCUGAAGCGGCUGCUCAAGGGCCUGCAGAAGAAGAGGCCGUGGGACACACAGACGGCAUCGCUGAGGCGGCACCUCCUGGAGCUCACCCACAGCUUCAUCAUCCCCCUGGAGCACUACAUGGCCAGCCUCAUGCCCCUGAAGAAGAGCAUCACACCUUGGAAGACUCCUCCCCAGAUCCGCCCCUUCCGCCAGGAUGACUUCCUGCGCAGCCUGGAGCACGCAGGGCCCCAGCUCACCUGCAUUCUCAAGGGCGACUGGCUGGGCCUGUACAGGCGGUUUUUCAAGUCCCCUCACUUUGAUGGCUGGUACCGGCAGCGGCACAGAGAGAUGGCCCAUAAGCUGGAGGCCUUGCACCUUGAAGCUAUCUGUGAGGCGCAGAACAUUGAGACCUGGAUGAAGGACAAGUCUGAAGUGGAGGUCGUGGACCUAGUCCUGAAGCUUCGGGAGAAGCUGGUGCAGGCGCAAGGCCACCAGCUCCCGGUGAAGGAGGCGACGCUUCAGCGGGCACAGCUGUACAUCGAGACAGCCAUCGGCUCUUUGCCCAAGGACCUGCAGGCUGUCCUGUGCCCCCCCUAGGACAGAGCCAAAGGGCGAGGUGCAGGGAUCUGGGUCUGGCCCAGCUUCCUUAUCCUCAGUGAGAGGUGGUCCCAACCAAGCACGAGCUCCCUGCUGCUGCUCCCCAGCCUUGGCCUCCUGUCAGCACCACUGUUGUUCCAGCAGUAAAGGUGGCAUUUGGAACCACA